AUGAAGAUGAUGAAUAGUCAGAUUCUCUUUCCUAGGGUGGAAGUAUCAAAUUAUGGGCGUAGAUUUAAGACGGACGUCAUUUAUAAAUAUUAUAACGUUUCAGUGUUGUUCAGAGCACAGCCUGAACUUCUAACAAAAAUGCACGGACCUGCAAAAGGAUUGGUAUUUGCAAUUUACUAUCCUAUUCUUGCGGCUUUUGGUAUCCCAGCUAACUUGGCAGUGAUUAUGAUCUUGGCACGAGGAAGAUGCGGUCUUUCCAGAUGUAUUACGUAUUAUCUGGUAUCCAUGGCAGUGUCAGAUCUCCUGGUGAUGAUCACGGCAGUGAUAUUCAAUCGGAUUUCUGGUAUUUAUUUCCCAGUCAGCUUCCUGAUGAUCACACCAGUAUGUAGUUUCCGUUCAGUGCUAAACUACGCUAUCAUAGACAGUUCUGUGUGGUUAACUGUCGCUUUUACCUUCGAUCGAUUUAUAGCCAUUUGUUUCCAGCAGCUGCAAAUUAAAUAUUGCACUACAAAGACGGCAGCUCGUGUCAUAGCUGCAGCUUGUACACUAAGCUGUGUAAAAAAUACAUUCUUGUAUUUUAUAUAUGAACCUCUGUACACAAUUAACAAUGUUCCCUGGUUCUGCAACAUAAAAUCUAUAUUUUAUACAUCACCAGCAUGGACUGCAUAUGAUUGGAUUCAUCACAUUUUGACUCCUUGUCUCCCAUUCGCUUUAAUCAUACUGCUAAAUUCUUUGACUAUCAGGCACAUUCUAGUGGCCAACAGAGCCCGCAGGAGACUGAGGAUCCAGACCAAAGGAAAAGAUCAGAUUGACUCUGAAAUAGAGAACCGGAAGAAAUCGAUUAUUUUACUGUUCUGUGUCUCAGGCAAUUUCAUCCUGUUAUACUUGUUGGUUCUUCAAUCAGUCGCUUCCAGCACUCUACAGCAGACCCAAACAUCGAUCGAGAAAACCUCAAUAAUGAAGAGCUCUCUUGAAGAGUUCAAAUCAUGUCACAGCAAUCGCAUGCAACGAAUUAUUCACAAGUUGUAUGCCCAGGUGUUACUUCGCAAAGCCUCACUAACUGCCUCCAAUAUUCUCCCUCCACCUGGUCUCCUCUCUCAGGCCUCUUACCGGCACCCGAGCUGUUCAUUGAAAACUGUCGAUGUGACAUCAAACUCCUCAAUUGCUCUGCCUUCCUCGCAUUUUUGA
Molecule: messenger RNA, 1188 nt
Organism: Stegostoma tigrinum
Lineage: Eukaryota; Metazoa; Chordata; Chondrichthyes; Orectolobiformes; Stegostomatidae
Product: probable G-protein coupled receptor 142
Exons: 5
Coding region: 1-1188 (395 amino acids)
Biological process (GO): G protein-coupled receptor signaling pathway
Cellular component (GO): membrane
Molecular function (GO): G protein-coupled receptor activity
Source: RefSeq, a predicted model, not a curated record